Trachymyrmex septentrionalis is the source of this 618-nucleotide messenger RNA. RefSeq names its product riboflavin kinase (gene Rfk). NCBI's taxonomy places the organism in Eukaryota, Metazoa, Arthropoda, Insecta, Hymenoptera, Formicidae. Gene Ontology annotation, biological process: FMN biosynthetic process; riboflavin biosynthetic process. Gene Ontology annotation, molecular function: riboflavin kinase activity. Gene Ontology annotation, cellular component: mitochondrion. The record is from RefSeq and is a predicted model, not a curated record. Bases 138 to 590 code for a protein of 150 amino acids. The transcript is spliced from 4 exons.
UGAUAUGAGCUAUCAACGAGGAUAUGCCACGUCAUAUUAUUACUUAUUGUCGUGAUGUUUAUCUCUGCCGCUUUCUUUCGCGAAUUAAGCGUAGAACAGUGUAGAUCGAAAAUAAACAUCUGAAAUAAACAACUGUUAUGGGCAGCAAGAUCUUGCCAUGCUUCGUGUGCGGAACCAUCAUCAAGGGUUUCGGCAGAGGUUCGAAGGAGCUCGGCAUUCCGACAGCUAAUCUCCAAGAAUCCGUAAUCGAUGCUUUGCCGAAGGAUCUGAGUACUGGAAUUUAUUAUGGUUGGGCAUCCUUGCAUGGAAAAGCUUAUAAAAUGGUCGUAAGCAUAGGGUGGAAUCCGUAUUACAAGAAUGAAAAAAAAUCAAUGGAAGUUCAUCUAUUACACAAAUUCCAAAGAGAUUUAUACGGUGAGGAGCUCAAGAUUAUAAUUUGCGGGUAUAUAAGACCAGAAAAAGAUUUCUCUUCUUUAGACGAACUCAUCACAGAAAUAAAGAAUGAUAUUGUAAUCGCAGAGCGUCAAUUGGAAGAACCAGUUGUAAAUAAGCUGAAAAAUGACGACUUUUUAAUGAUUAAUAAAGCAUAACCGUAAUAAGAAAAAAUGUAAAUCUUCA